AUGGCGGAUAAGGGGUGGACGAAUGUCGCCUCCUCGGCAGACAAGCCAAAAUCCAAACCCCAAAAGAGACAAGCCAGCGCUGAGCAUACAAAAACCAAAUCUCGCCUCGCAGCUCUUGCAAUUGGUGAAAAUAUUAAGGAAAAACAGCAAAAAUUAAAAGAAGAGCGAGAAGCUAAAAAGGCCCAAUUAGAUGGCAGACAUGAGUAUGUUUUACAAACCUUGGCAGACUAUCUUGGUAUGGACUAUACAGAGGUGGUGGACGCCAUUUUGGAUGGCAAGCAAAUUGAAUCCAUGGAUGGUUUUUUUGAUGCAGAUGGACCCACCACGUUGAUGUUCUUUUAUCAGGACACAGAUCCGGGUCCUGAACCAGCUGAUCAGAUAAGAUUAGGUCCCCCACAAGUGGUUAGAAAAUCUGCCAAAUCAAAGUUGUGUGUCACUGAUGGAAGUGAAAGCUCAUUGACAGGAGUGUGUUUAUUUUUCUCUAAAACCAGUUCAGACAAAGUAAUUUCAACUGAAAACAUCACAAAAGAUAUCACCUUCACUGUGCUUGAUACCUGUGAAAAGGGACUCCUAGCAUCAGUGGACCAGAUGAUGUCAACAGUUUUUAUUCCUGCUCUCCGAAAGAACACCAAUGGCUGGGGAAAGAUUAGUAACUUUGAAGGGACUCUCAUCAGAGCUGAUUUCCUGAAUAAGUUAGAUUCCUAUGUUUCCGUUUUGGUGGGAGCACAAGAGUGUAUUUUUGACAAAGUGGAGUUAAAACCAUGUCAGACUUACAAUCUAGCAAAACUGAAAAAACCUAAUGAUUACAUAGCAGCAGCUAAUAGCACCGAAUCAUUGGAAGCUAUAGAGGAAUGCAUAGCAGUAUGGAUUAAGCAAAUUGAACAAGUGUUGGCAGAGAGUGAACAGAUGAGGAAAGAAGCAGACAACAUUGGACCCAGAGCUGAACUAGAACAUUGGAAAAAGAGGAUGGCUAAAUUUAACUAUCUGUUAGACCAAAUAAAAGGAUCUGAUGUCAAAGCUGUCCUGACUGUUCUACAGGCAGCAAAGUCUAAAACAGUCAAGAUUUGGGUGGAUUUGGAUAGAAGAAUCACAGAUGCAGCUAAUGAAGCCAAAGACAAUGUCAAAUAUCUGUACACAUUAGAAAAAUUCUGUGAUCCACUUUACAACAGUGAUCCUGUUGGUAUGGUUGAAACGAUUCCUGGAUUGGUUAAUGCUAUCCGUAUGAUUCACAGUAUAUCUCGCUACUACAACACAUCAGAAAGAAUGACAUCGCUCUUUGUUAAGGUUACGAACCAAAUGAUCACGGCCUGCAAGUCAUACAUCACAUGUGAUGGAAUGUACACUAUUUGGGAACAACCACGAAAUGAACUAAUCGAAAAACUGCGUGCAUGCAUACGCUUGAAUCAAGAAUACCAACGCUGCUUCCAGAAAACCAAACAGAAGCUGGAAAAUAUGCCGAAUGAGCGACAAUUUGAUUUCUCUGAAAUGUACAUCUUUGGAAAGUUUGAUACCUUUCAGAGACGUCUUCUGAAGAUUAUUGAUAUCUUUGAUUCCAUCGUAGUCUACUCUAAAUUAUCUGAUUGUAGAAUAGAAGGUAUGGAGUUGAUGGCAAGCCGAUUCAACGCUAUCAUCACCACAAUCAGAAAGAAACCGUACAAUCCUUUAGAUCAGAGAAAAGCAGAUUUUGACAUUGAUUACGAUGAAUUCAAGCGACAGAUAUCAGAAUUGCAGUCACAAAUCAAGUCAUUUAUGAAUCAUGCAUUUGACAGAAUUCAUAAUGUGGGGAGAGCCCUGACUCUUAUCAACAAAUUUGAAAGAUUAAACAUUCCUAAUCUUGGCAUUGAGGAGAAGUAUUCCAUAAUUCUGCAGAAAUAUGGUCGGGAAAUUGAAAAUACUUCACGUAGUUACCAGAAGAACAAAAAUGAUCCACCGGUUGCGAGAGAUCUCCCACCGAUAGCUGGUAAGAUAAUGUGGGCACGACAGAUGUAUCGACGCAUACAAGAACCAAUGGAGACGUUCCAGCAAUUUCCGGCAAUACUCUCAUCACCCGAGGGAAAAAAGGUCAUCAAGAAUUUCAACAAGUUGGCUAAAGUAUUGAUGGAGUUUGAAGUUUUGUAUCAUCGUGCAUGGUUACGUCAAGUAGAAGCAUCAAAAUCUGGCCUUCAUGCUUCGUUGCUUGUUCGUCAUCCCGAAAGUGGCGAUUUGUAUGUGAACUUUGACCCACAAAUCUUGACACUGAUCAGAGAGGCGGAGUGUAUGGCUAGGAUGGGAUUAGAGAUACCUUUGGCAGCCAAAGCAUUACGUCAAAAACAAGGUUAUUUUAAAGAGAACUACAACAAGUUACAGCUACUGUUGUCUGAAAAUAAGAGAGUAUGUGGAAAGAUACAUGCAGCAUUUGAACCAUUAAUGGCCCCACAUAUAUCCAAACUAGAUGAUGCAAUAGAACCGGGUCUCACUAAGUUGACAUGGACCAGUAUGACCAUUGAUACCUAUGUGAAAGAUGUGUACGAUGCUUUAGGAGAGUUAGAAUUAUUGAUGGAUCGUGCAAAUGACCUUGUACAGUAUCGUAUUAAUUCUGUUCUACAAGAGAUGAGUACUACUAUGUUAUGUGAACUUCCAGAAGAUGAACCAUGGACAGCUGAACAAUUUCUGGAUAAAACUCAGGAAUUGUGUAAUAGAGGAGCGAUUACUUUGCAAAUCAAGAGCACUCAGGUUGAAGAAGCUGCUAAUGAGCUCAUCAAUAUGCUUAUUGUGGAUGAACUGGAAGAACCAGCCAAAGAGGGAGAAAAAGAAGAGGAGGAUGAAGGGAGUGAUGAUGAGGAAGAUGACAGGAAACGUCGUGCCAGUGGUUCUGUAUCACAUGCCAGUGGACAUGCCAGUCCUAGCAGAGGUCAGUCAGCAGUGGCCCAGACUAUUGCCAGAAGGAAACGUGAACAAAGAGAAAACAUUGAGGAGUCUGCUCAGGAAUUGUUGUCUCAUUUCAAUCAUCGUAAUUUAGAUGCUUUGUUGAAAGUGACAAGAUACACACUUGAUUCUAUCAGAAGACGUAUCACCUCUAGCUCUCACUUGGCUUAUAUGGAUGAAGAAAAAGGGAAGAAAGAGUCUCCAUUUUUCCAUUGCAAUGUGACAUUGGCUAUUCCAAAUAUUGUAAUGCAACCAGCUUUAGAUGAAGUACAGCAGUGUGUCAACAAAGCUGCUCUGCUCGUGUUAAAUGUGUCAAAAGGUGUCGCACAGUGGUCUAAGGAAAGAAAGAAAAAGGUCAAGCCUGAAGUGGAAACUCCACGCGAAGAUCGUGAGCGACGUGGAAGUGUUGUCAGCUCUCACUCUGAGAGCUCUCAGUCCUCCAGGUUUCGAGGAAAGGUUCAAGAUCCAUAUGCACUGGGUCCUCAGGAACCCAAGAAUAAUUACUACAAGAAUGUGAGUGAAAACAAGGAAAUAGCCAAACUGGUAUCGCUGUUAUCUACAGCCAUUAACUCACAAAAGAAGGUGUUGGUAGGUGACAAGGAAUGUGAUGUCAUGGAUGGUUUCUGUUUAUAUAUUACAACUAAACUUGCUAAUCCAAGAUAUACUCCAGAAAUCAGCGCCAGAUCUUCAAUUAUUGACUUCACUGUGACUAUGAAAGGCUUGGAAGAUCAGUUACUUGGUAGAGUCAUCUAA
Saccoglossus kowalevskii is the source of this 3657-nucleotide messenger RNA. RefSeq names its product dynein axonemal heavy chain 5-like. The record is from RefSeq and is a predicted model, not a curated record. Gene Ontology annotation, molecular function: ATP hydrolysis activity; dynein light intermediate chain binding; dynein intermediate chain binding. Gene Ontology annotation, cellular component: axonemal dynein complex. NCBI's taxonomy places the organism in Eukaryota, Metazoa, Hemichordata, Enteropneusta, Harrimaniidae. Gene Ontology annotation, biological process: microtubule-based movement.